Messenger RNA from Mya arenaria, 1747 nucleotides. RefSeq lists its product as uncharacterized. Gene Ontology annotation, molecular function: calcium ion binding. NCBI's taxonomy places the organism in Eukaryota, Metazoa, Mollusca, Bivalvia, Myida, Myidae. Gene Ontology annotation, cellular component: membrane. Bases 67 to 951 code for a protein of 294 amino acids. The transcript is spliced from 8 exons. Gene Ontology annotation, biological process: homophilic cell-cell adhesion. The record is from RefSeq and is a predicted model, not a curated record.
ACAAUCAUGAUUACGCUACUUUACUAUGACUUCAUUUUAGUUUCCAAUUGAUACCUUAAUACAAUUAUGCUGUGUAAAGGUACCACCUUUCUUGUACGUGUAUUUUGUCUCAUAUUUGGAUAUCUUACAUUUACGAAAGGUGCUGCCCCGGUGUGCUCGCCAGACACGUACACAAUCACAGCGGGGAUAGCGUCAACGAUAAACACGGUAUUUACGUCAAUAACGUGCACCGACGCUGACGACCCAACUUUAACGUAUACGUUGGAUACAACCAAAGAUGGGUACGAAUAUUUCACAAUGGACUCGAACCAGUUGAAGCUGGUGAACCGUAUCGACGUUGAGGACGGGCUGAACUCCUGGCAGAUAGAAGUCAUUGUGGCGGACUCCGAGGGAGAUAUGGACACAGCAACGGUCACUGUGUCCACGUUCACGUCCACAACGACCACUACCACCACUCCCCCACCCCCGGGCUACAACUGGUUCGAUGACUCCAACAACACCAUCCUCUUUAUUGUCGCCAUGGCAACCGUCGCCAUCAUAUCUGGCGUGUGUGUGGUGAUGUGUAUCCGGUUCCGGCGGAAGGGAACGUGCCUGCCCUCCAACUGCCCGGAGUUUAACAAGUGCAAGGCCAGUUUCGGUCGCCAGGUCACGUGUUGUCCCCUACCAUGUGACUUCUAUGCGGAGCGACUGGAGGGCCCGGAAGAAGAGAAAGAAGACGUAGUAUACGAGGACGCCUUCCUCGGCUCGACGACUGUAGAAAAGGUGAAAAAGGUGAAAAAUAACAAAACUAACGAACCGAAAAUUGAGGAAAACGAAACAGAAUUCUCCCGCCUUCCCUCAGUAUCGCCAACGUUGAUCACGAACUCACGUUUGCGUGACGUUGGCUUUGAUGGCAUGAGGGAACCCGGAUUUAACGCCCCGAUGCACACGUCGUACGGCGGAAAGCAAUGAUCUGUUAUGCGUGAAGGAAGUCACUAGAUAAUGGUGAAUGGGCGUCAUUGAAAAAAAACAGAACUGUGACAUGAGUGCGGGCUUUAUUGUUGAUUUUCCACUUCCACCUUCGUUGUGAUAUUGAGUUUUAACUGUGUCUUCUAUUGUUAUUAACAGUGGACUUGACCUUGACCCUAGGGGCCCCAAAUGCAACCUAAUGUUAUUCAUCCAUAAACACUUCCUCCAUACAUAGUUUCGUCACAACAUGUCGACCGUAACUAAAGGUAUUCAGUUUCAAACAUUUAUCUAUUUUUAAUUGACCAGGACUCUCGGAGCCCCAAACACAAUCCCAUGAAAUGUGUCUAUAAACUCUUCUAUAUACCAAGUUUGGUUGCAAUAUAUCAACACUAGCUAAAGUUUAUCAGUUCCAACCACGUUUCUAUUUUAGAAACAAAUACCUUGACCUUGACCCUACGGGCCCGAAACGCAAUUUCUUGGAAGGGUUCUAUAAAUUCAUCCUAUAUGCCAAGUUUGGUCACCAUUUGUCAUACCUUACUGAAAUCAUUUAAACCAUAGUUGAUUUUGUCGCCGCCCUCAUGCCUGUGCGCACUAACAGCAGCGUACAUCAUUCUAAUUACCAGGUUUCACUUUGGAUAAAAAUAUGAAAAAUGUGCUCGUCAAAAGCAAUAAAAAAACAAGGGUCAUACAUAAUUUGUAUUCAGGGUUAAUAUGGAGUUAUGUAACCUUAUUGUCGUUAACAACUGUGAGAAGUAUUAAGUCUAUUGAAUGAAGGGCAUAGAAGUAUUUAUAAAAUCCA